Molecule: messenger RNA, 4356 nt
Organism: Branchiostoma floridae (Florida lancelet)
Lineage: Eukaryota; Metazoa; Chordata; Leptocardii; Amphioxiformes; Branchiostomatidae
Product: phosphatidylinositol 4-phosphate 5-kinase type-1 beta-like
Exons: 18
Coding region: 621-2816 (731 amino acids)
Biological process (GO): phosphatidylinositol metabolic process
Molecular function (GO): phosphatidylinositol kinase activity
Source: RefSeq, a predicted model, not a curated record
UGAUGACACAGGGCACCCAUGCCUGUCGAGGCCCUCUGGCUCAGGUUAUUAUUUAAAACCCAACUGCCCUUCCCCACUCCAAGGAAAGGUAUCCCUCCUUCGAAACGAAAUCCGACACCACUGUGUAAACCCCGCUCUUUGUUAGUCCGUUAUUUUUGCCCUCUCCGCAGCUAACAUGCAAACAAGGUGUUUUUCCAUCUAGCCUGAGGCACUCCCCACCCUCUUAUAGGGGUGUGACUUUGCAUAUUCUUUAGGGCUACAGUCAUACUUGUAGCACAGUAGAAGCAGACUUAUGGAAUAUUGAUAAAGAAACAGUGUCUAUGGUGGUCUGCGAAGUUAGGAGACAAGAGGAUUACCCCCUUUGAGAUUGUAAUGGUACAGCCCCACUGGCACAACAACGGACAACCCCCAGGCUGACACAAUACGUUCAGGACAGGUUACUUACUAGUGCGACAAGCCUUGGAAUUAUUGAAGGAGACGACUAUGCUUUCAAGGACAUAUUCUUUCCGAGGAGCUUUCAAAGAAUGUCAUGAUGAUGUUCGUCUGGAAAUCAAGGAACGGGGACCUUAGGACGAUUCCGGAUUCUACACCUGAUUUCGGGAAGUGUCACGACUCAAAUCAUGCUGAUAGAAAUGGCAGCGUUUGGCUCAACCACGCUAGAGAGGAGGACAACGUCGUCGGCUUUGAUGACAGCAAUCCAACUGGGGAUCUCACAUUCCAUAGGAGGCCUGAGUUCCAAACCAGAGAGAGACCUUCUGAUCCAGGACUUCUCAGUAGUGGAGAGUGUCUUCUUCCCUGGUGAGGGCAGUAACCUGACCCCAGCCCACCGCUGUCCAGACUUCAGAUUUAAGACGUACGCUCCCAUGGCAUUCCGUUUCUUCAGACAACUCUUCGGGAUCCAGCCGGACGACUUCUUGAUCUCUCUGUGCAGUGAGCCCCUGAGGGAACUCUCCAACCCAGGUGCCAGUGGGUCCCUCUUCUAUCUGACUGCAGAUGACGAGUUCAUUGUCAAAACUGUGCAACACAAGGAGGCCGACUUCUUACAAAAACUACUCCCGGGAUAUUACAUGAACCUAAACCAGAACCCGAGAACCCUGCUGCCCAAGUUCUUUGGUCUGUACUGUUACCAGUCUGGAGGGAAGAACAUCCGUCUGGUAGUUAUGAACAACCUGCUGCCCUCCACCAUCAGAAUGCACCUUAGAUAUGACUUAAAGGGCUCCACUUACAAGAGGAAGGCCUCCAAAGCGGAAAGACAGAAGCCCAACCCUUGUUUUAAGGAUCUGGACUUCAUGGAGGACCAUACUGAGGGAAUUCUGCUGGACUCAGACAACUAUACUGCAAUGAUGAAGACAAUAGCUAGAGAUUGUAGGGUUUUAGAGAGCUUCAAAAUCAUGGACUACAGCUUGUUGCUGGGCAUCCAUAACCUGGACCAAGCAGAAAGAGAAAAAGCUUCUGGAUUGGAAGGUGCGGAGGCAGCCGACCCUUACUUGUUCGCCACUCCUAUCCAGGCUACCCCAUUGGUUGGUUCCGCAGCCUCUCCCAGUGGCGAGUCAGAGGGAGCCUCCGUGUCAGAGGACAGAGGUCAGGAGUCAGAAAACACAGGUGCAAUAUCGUCAAACCAAAUUUGGGACCCAUCUACUGAGCAGAAUGCACAAAAUGGGGACUGGAGGUAUUACGAUUCCUCUGAUGGGGAAUCAUGGGGAGAGUCCAGUGAGGAUGAAGGAAGGGGGAAGAUGGACCGUCAGAAGUCCCUGUACAGACACAAACUUACCCACACUGCAAUGGAGUCCAUCCAGGGGGAGUACAAGGCGCCGCCGGUCGAGCCAGCCGACUAUCACCACCUGACGGAAAAUACUUCGCAGUUAGAGGUCUUCUGGAGUUUGCAAGAUGACAGCAUAUGGGGAGGUAUUCCUGCCAAGAAUGUGAAAGGAGACAGGCUACUACUUUUCCUGGGUAUCAUAGACAUUCUGCAAUGUUACAAGUUAAAAAAGAAGCUGGAGCACAGGUUCAAAGCGUUUGUCCACGAUGGUGACACAGUAUCCGUGUGCAGACCAGCCUUCUACGCAUCAAGAUUCCAGAACUUUUUCUGUCAGACAGUUUUUAGAAAAAUUCAAUCCGUGCCUCGGGGAAGUAUAGCGACCCAAACCUCAAUCUUUCCUCCCCCUACAGCGCUGAAGCAUUCCCCGUCAAAGAAGAAGGGCGCGGUCGGGCCUGCAGGCAUUCUGGGAAGGCCACGGUCGGCGACAGGUGCCUCCAACGACAGGGAUGAAGAUUACUCGGCUGGAGCAACAAGUUUACCCGCGCUGGAGGAGGUCAAAAGUAGACCAGACAUUGUCCCCAGUACCCCACCCUCCUUCGAUGACGUUGCCUCCACACCGACAUCGAUAGAAACGCCGUCAACAAUGUCACCAGCACUCUCAGAAGCCUCUCCCAGAAAACACACUUCGUCAACCUCCACACUCCCAAUUAGAACAGUAGAAGUGGAGAUCACGUCAGAGGGGUCGGAGGCAGCGGCGAAGUCAGAAUCAACCUCUGCUGCAUCCAGAAGAGAUAGACAAAAUUUGAGUGUUUCGUCGGAACCGUCGUCAUCACUGCACCCGAGCACGUUGUCGAGCGAGUCGACCCUGGCAGACGUAGACACUGACGACAUCACCAUUACAGAGAUACUUGACUCCUUCCCUUACCCACCGCCCGACUCCCAUAGUCUGCGAGGUGCACAAAGUCGGCAGCUAGUCGGUCGGCCAGUUCCCAGAGGCAUUAACCUACCGAGCAAGGGGUCGCUACUCAGUUCUGUUUACCAUGCAACAAAAGUUUGACGGAAAACUGUUUCUCUCUUUGAAGAGUAUUGCUACACAAAUUUGAAGCUAAAAUUUACCAUUUUGUGUAUGUCAACUGAAAAACACUUUGUAAGGCUGGCUACGUUGAAGAAGCUUGUUCAAAGUUUGAACUGCACAUGUGCAGUGUAAGGCAUUGUGGGUAAUACGUAAGUUGAAGGGCCCUGACAUACACAAACACAUCUGGACAUGUAUCAAGCAUGGUCUUGAUGUGUUAGGGGCUUUCACCUUUGACCUGCACAUGAGUGGUUCAAACUAUGAACUUCCUUAUUAGCAACCUUGAAUGUGAUUUCAGUGGCAUGUGUUAGUGAUAUGCUAUUCUGAUAUUGGUGAUGUUCUUGAACUGUAGCAAAAUGGCUCAAAUUAAAUCCAGUCACAUGACUCAAGAUAAAGAUUUGAAAAUUAAAUUUAGACUCACUGAUUGAAAUACAGUUUCAUAUUUGAUGAUAUUAUGCUGUAUGCAAUACUACAUCUUCCUUUCAAGACCAUCUAAUACCUGUCCUCAAAUGAAACAAAACAAAUCAUAAUCAUUCAAAAUCAAAUACUAGUUGAAUCAGAUUUUGUGCACCUUGUAAUCAUGAGAUUGUCACAUUGAUUAAUACUACUCCCUGUCCUUCCCCUUUCCAAAUUGCUCUGAUUUUUCAUAAAUUUAUGCAUUUUUCUUCUUAUUUUGUAUCACAAGCCUACCUGAGAACAAGAUAUGGGCUGACAAGGUCUUCAUCCAUUUUUUCUCCAUCAUCUAACAAAUUGCUACAUAUUUCUUCCUGUGAAUCAUGGUAGUUAGGAUGAAUUUGAUGCAAUUAAUUUGCUUGUCUGUCAUUUUUCCUACCUGGGCACCCCCUUUUUAAAGUGAAAGUGUCCCAAGUCUGUGAAUCGAAUACUUAUCCAUUGGGAUAUUCCACUGUUUUAUAGGGGGUGUGCAGUGGUAUUGUUUCUGCCUCUCUUCUGUGCUAAUUCCCUGUUCUUGCUUUUCUCUGUCUCUUUGCAGUGAAUGCAAGCGUCAUUUUGCAGAGUUACUCGUAGGAAGACAGCAGAAUCAUGGUCCUUUGCUUUUUUCAGAAUGACACCACUGUCUGGAUCCUUCCGAUAUGAACUAUUGCAGUUGAUAUACCCUGGGAUUGUUUCCCAAGUUUAUCUGUCAUUUUGUCAACAAGCUGUAAACAAAAAUGUCCAUAUACAAAACUGACCAUCCACCAAGGAAAACAGUUCAUCCAUAGUGAGAAACAUUGUUGUCCUCGCUAUGUGAGAAAUAUAUUGAAAUGUAGCCAAAUCAAACAACAACCUUUUACAGAAACUUCUUUUGGGAGUGGAAUUAUGGGGACGACACUUUGGGGAACAACACUUGUUGGGAAUUGAUCACAACAGAAGAAAGUAACAAGACAAACUAUUAGAGAAAAAGUUCUCUAAUAUUAUUGUAGGUUGAUUUUUGUUCCGUAUUUUCUGUGUUCAGAAAGCCAACAAGAGAGACCCGUCUGUUGAGCUCACCCCUGAUGUGCUUUAUUUCUUACGCCAUGGUUCUGAG